AGUCGAUUUGCUUCCGGGGUCUGGGACAUCAUGCAGUCCCACGUGUGAAAAUGCUACAAAGUGCUCUAUAAAAUCUAAAAUGGGGAAAAAUAAAACAAAUAAAUCCAAGGAGACCAAACAGCAAACGGGCAAGACCGGACACGAGCCAAGCAAGAAUAAAUUUAAAGGAGAUGGCAAAACAAAGAAACCCAAACAGGAGGAUCACCUGCAGCACAUCCCGUUCAGGCUGCGAGAGAUCAUGAAGAGCAAGGAAAGAAUGAAAGGCGCAUCUCUGGGGAGCAAAAAGCUUAAAAAGGCCAUCGCUGUGCAGUCUAAAGCAGAAGAUGCCUCUGAUGGAGACAUCGCUGUCCCUCACUUCAAGAGGGGGAAGAAAGAAAGUGUUGGUGCCUAUUUGAGGCGAAUGGAGAAUGAGACAAAUUAUGUUUCCUUCCUCACAAAUAACCAAGUUGAGAGAAAACCCGAGCUUGAUGCAGACAAACAGGAGAAGUCUGCAGAAAAGGGGAAAUCUGAGAAGAAGAAAGAGUAUGAUAAAAAGAGACUGGGCAAGAUACAGCAGAAGAAGCUGGAUAAACAAGAGGAUAAAAUGGAGAAAGAGAUGUUUGUAGAUUAUGUUCCAUUUGGUGAAGUUUCCAUGGCCCCGCCAUCACUAAGCACGAAACCAAAGAAGGCUCCGGUUAAAACUCAGGCGUCAAAAGAGCUGCUUCUCAACUCUCUGCUCGGCCACACUGUAACCUCUACAACAAAGCCCUCAAUGGCUAGACAGAGACUGAUGGAGGAAGAGAGGCAGCGAGCAGUGGAGGCGUAUCGCCUGCUGAAGAAGCAGAAACAACAGGAACACCAGACAAGAAAUGCCCGUCUGGGAAAACUCUUAAACCUUGAAUGAUAUGCCACUUAAAUCAGUGUAUUUACUCAGUCCCAGCUUCUGUUAUGGAAUACAACACGCCUUGAUAUGCUGUAUCUGAUACAAAGAUCUCCUGCACCUUUUAAAGAAAUCAGGUUUGAUUUAAAACUUUACACCACGUAAAAUAACAGCAUUCAUCUGCUAUUUCCAUAAACAGGAGCUAAAUGGUAGUAGGUCACUCAUAUAGAGGAGAGGCUGUAUAAUAGAUGGAAAACAUCACAGGUGUCCUAUGCUGAUUUAUCAAAGGGAUAUUUGUGUUGAAUGUUUGUUUUUUCAUAAAUGCAUAUUUGCAUUUACAGUGCCUAUUAGUGUUUGUGUGAGAUUACCCUAAAAUGCAAAACAUCCACCUUUUGAUAAAUCCGGUUGGCAUCAUGUAAUAAAUUCAUUUUUAACAGUAGAAGGGUCUUUUUUUAUUUUAUUUUGGUUCUGAGGAUGAAAAAUGAAAAAUCUUGUUGGCUAAUGUUUUUUUUUUAUUGUUUUAAACGGAAAAUGUGUGCAAUGAAACCGUUUCUUGCAGGCGUACCCUAAAAUAAAAAGUCACUAACAUCCACAAGCAUGAAUUUAAAAUUUCUGUUCAUUUUCUUUUUUUUUUUAUUAGAAUCAAAAAGUGCUUACAAUGCAUUUCAAAAGGGUUCAUAGGCUUGAAGGUUUCACAUUUGGUUUUAUAUGAAAUAAAAGCAAAGUGGUGCUGACUAUAAAGAGUUGGAGGGAAAUUGUUUAAAAUAGUUUCUUACAAUUAAAAGUCUCAAAAGUGUGAUCUGCAUUUUCUGAUACAUUUAGAGAGCUCUUGUGCAAUCACUUUCCUGUAGUAAUCACCUAAGCAGGAAAGAAAUAAUCUUAUGGCAGAACCAAUAGACACUCGGCCUAAACUUGGGGAGAGCUUUACGAGAGGCAGCAGCCACUGUAUGGAACAGCUGAACAGAUCCACAUCCCAGGCAGUGGCGGUUCUAAGAUUUUUUUUUUUUCUGGAGUGGCUAAAGGAUUUCCACAGGUUGCUAUAUCAGCAUGUUGCCUGAUUAUUGGUGGUUCCAGAAAAAUUUUACAGGGGGUCAGGAAGGCCAAUGCACACUGAUGGAUGGCUGAAAAAUGAUACAUAGCAAAAACAAUAAUUAGGUCAAUCUAUAUUGAUUAAAAUAAGCCAAUGGGAGAAUGAACACACAACAUUUAGAUUUCCCGAAUCACCAAAGACAGACCAGAUUUUCAUUUGGGGCCUUCCUAAUAAAGCUAUGCACAUAUUUAUACAUUGGUGCCAUUUACAUGAAUCUAUGGUUCUACAUAAUAAAUACAUUAAAUGGAUUGAACUCUUUCUUUAGAGAAGAGUCAUAGGUGACUACAGAGACACUCUCCACUAUAAGGCUUAAAAGCAAAUAUUCUGUAUUAGUCAUCUUUAUUUAUAGCAUAUUAUUAUGAAUGAUGUCAAAGUAGGAAAUUCCACAUGAUAACAUCAAUGCUGCCACCAUCAGGCUUAGAGGAGAACUGCUUGUUCCGGGGGUAUCAAAUUAAAUCCCUGGGAGAAAAACAAAUCAGCUGUUAGGGAUGGCCAAUGAUUGGCUAGAACCGCCCCUAAACCGAGGUGUUGACAGAACAACUAUUUGCUGAGCACUCCCCAAAGCUAAUCUCUAAGGUGAUAGAACGAUAUUUUUAACAUUAGUCUCAUUUAUGUAAAUCCUGUUUUGGCUAUAUAAAAUGUAUUGCAGCAUGCGCUUUGAUAAGGACGCCCCUAAAUUAAGCCUUUUGUUUGCAGACACUUCCCAUCAAAUGUUUGCAGGACUUAGCUAUUUGAAAAGCCAAAAGGGGCAAAAAUAGAUCACUAAACAAAGUUAUAUUAAUAAACCUGGGAGACCAUCCUUAAAAAAUUUGUGUAAUGCCUACACAAUGUCUCUCCAAGUUAUUGCAUUCAUUUUUCCAAGAUUUUAAUUUUUAAAAUGCUAAAAACAAAUGUCUUUUGAUAAAUCAUGAAAUUUACAAACUACAUCCUGGCUGAUUGCUAUAGGAAUGCUGCUUAAUUCCACUCAAGCUUAUAUAUAUGCAGUAUAGGACAGAUUCACAUGACAUGUCAUCUCAAAACACUUUUUAGAUACAAUUCAAUCAAACCAUCAGUUUUCUAUCAAAGGAAACCAGGCUGAUUGCACAGAGUCAAUUACUUUCAGUUCAGCUUUUUUAAGU
Messenger RNA from Cyprinodon variegatus (sheepshead minnow), 3067 nucleotides. It is a transcript of the gene ccdc137, whose product is annotated as coiled-coil domain containing 137. Lineage: Eukaryota; Metazoa; Chordata; Actinopteri; Cyprinodontiformes; Cyprinodontidae. The transcript is spliced from 6 exons. The record is from RefSeq and is a predicted model, not a curated record. Bases 80 to 883 code for a protein of 267 amino acids.